Molecule: messenger RNA, 1768 nt
Organism: Anoplopoma fimbria (sablefish)
Lineage: Eukaryota; Metazoa; Chordata; Actinopteri; Perciformes; Anoplopomatidae
Gene: pof1b
Product: POF1B actin binding protein
Exons: 13
Coding region: 1-1716 (571 amino acids)
Biological process (GO): bicellular tight junction assembly; actin filament organization; epithelial cell morphogenesis
Cellular component (GO): adherens junction; bicellular tight junction; actin filament
Molecular function (GO): actin filament binding
Source: RefSeq, a predicted model, not a curated record
AUGUCUCUCCACCGGACGACCAGGACCUACCAGACCGUGAAUGUGGCCUCUCCAGAGCCGGUGAGCAGCCCGGUGGUUUCUCCAAUAGCACCGACCUGCUCCUCCUAUGAGACGGUCCGGUACCUGGUCCCUGUGCAGCAGCAGCACCAGCACCAGCACCAGCAGAGGUUCAUCCCUGUGCAGCAGCACCAGCAGACCUUCAUCCCUGUGCAGCAGCAGCAGCAGCAGACCUUCAUCCCUGUGCAGCAGCAGCAGCAGAGGUUCAUCCCUGUGCAGCAGCAGCAGCAGCAGCAGUCCUACUACAUUGUGCAGCAGCCCAUGACCCAGCAGGUGGUCUCUCCGGUUUACCUGCAGACCCCUCAGACCCGCCUGAGCGUCAGCAGCCAGGACUCCUGCGACAUGGUGUUCAUGCAGGGCAGCACGCUGGCGAGCAUGUCGUCAGAGUUCAGCCAGUCGUCCAGUCCGAUAAAGAGCCCCGCGCCAAGCGCUCAGGAGGAGGAGGUAGAAGAGGAGGAAGAGGAGGAGGAAGAAGAAGAAGAAGAAGAAGAGGAGACGGUGGAGCUGGAGGAGACGGAGAUCAUCAACAUCAUUCAGCAGAAGCCCAUCGUGACGAUCUUCAGGACGGAGGAGAAGAACGAGUACAGGGAGAUUCCCCAGCCGACCAAGUUGGACACGCGCUACUUCGGCGAGCUGCUGGCGGAGGUCUACAGGAAGAACUGCGACAUCCACUCCUGCAUCUCCGAGCACGUGUCCAAGAUCCGUGGACGGAAACACCAGCUGGAUACCAGCAAUGACUGGAAGGUGGAGAAAGAGGAGGUGGAGGCUUUGCUUCCAAAAGGAGCCACUGAACUGACCAAACAACAAAUCCGCUACCUGCUGCAGACUCGUCUCACUGCAGAUAAGAGCAUGCGUCUGCUGCUCUCCACCUUCAGCAGUCUGAGAGAGGAGCUCCUCCACAUGUCUGAGGACCUGCGGCGUCUGGAGAUCGAGAAGGAGACUCUGGAGAGAGAUCUGAGCUUCAAAGCCGACCAGGCGAAGCAGUACGACUGUCUGCUGGAGGAAGUCAGAGAAAACAACAGACAGCUGCAGAUGUCUCUGAAGGAAACCAGCUACUCCCAGCGUACCCUGGAGAGCCAGCUCAUGGGCGCCAGAACCAACGACUCCAGCCGCGACUUCAAGCUCAAAGAGAUGGAGGGCAGGGUGAGAGCGCUGGAGAAGGAGAACGACAUGCUCCGACAGAAGUCUGUCCUGCAGUCGUCCAGCCAAAGCAGCAGCAGCACCACCCUGCACCUGAAGAUGGAGGAGCUGUCACGUCAGUACAACGACCAGCUCAGCACCAUGAGACAAGAGAAGGACCAGGAGAUUGAGCGGCUGAGGAGCCAGAUAACGAGGAUCCAGACGGAGGUCACCACCACCUGCAGCAGCAUGAAGACGUCCUCCGACAACAGUCUCCAGCUGAAAAUCUCGGAGCUGCUCGCCAUGCUGGACCAACGGCAGACGACCAUCAGCAGACAGGAGGAGGAGAUCAGGAAGCUGAUGCUGGAGAGGAGCGAAAGCUCCAACAGCCAAACCACCAAAACCAUCAUCACCAAGAGGUACAGGAACCAGUACCCGCUCCUUGGUCUGCUCGGCGACGACUACCAGUCCACCUCGCCAGUAAAAGAAGCCAAGACCAUCGUCAUCGAGAGGUCUGGACAUAUGAUCAAACAGGAAUGAAUGAACGAUAAGAAGACCCGGACAUCAACCACCCCCCACCCCCGCAUGCUCC